AUUCCUUUACAGACGAGAAUUGAAUAAAGUUGGCCUUUUCCUUAAAAAAAAAAGAUCUCGACACUUCGGUGACUUCGCUUGUGGUAGAUUCAACUUGUAUGCGCCGCAGCUCCAGUCGCCGGAGACUCCUCCGGCCGUCGCCGGAGGCACCACCUAAGACCUCUGCCCUAGCGCGUUGGUAUGCCCUGCCCCCUUCGUCAUCACAGAAAUCCCCUGUCAGUCUACGCCUUCAUCGUCGUAAUUUUCCUCCUCUGGCCAGAUGCCCGCAAAAUCCGCAUUUCUACUGGAGUGCGGCGAUCCUCUAGAGCAGCGCGUGUCCUCCUCCAUGGAGGGAACCAGCAGCGGGGAGGAGGAGGACGAGGAAUCCCCCAACAAGACGAGUCUCUCGCUGGAGACAGCGGCGGCGGACGAUUCCGCCCCGUACAUUGGGCAGCGGUUCCUGACGCACGACGAGGCGUACGAGUUCUACAGCGGGUUCGCGAAGCAGUGCGGGUUCUCGAUCCGGCGGCAUCGGACGGAGGGAAAGGACGGCGUGGGCAAGGGGAUCACCCGGCGGUACUUCGUGUGCCACCGCGCCGGGAACACGCCGGCGAAGCCCUUCAGCGACGGCGCCAAGCCACAGAGGAACAGGAAGUCCUCUCGUUGCGGGUGCCAAGCGUACCUGCGCAUCGGCAGGGACGCUGGCGCGGGGGCUCCGGAGUGGCGGGUCACCGGGUUCUCCAACCACCACAACCAUGAGCUCCUGCCGCAGGACCAAGUGAGGUUUCUCCCGGCGUACCGCGUCAUUUCAGACUCGGAUAGAGGCCGGAUCUUGAUGUUUGCGAAAUCUGGGAUCUCUGUGCAGCAGAUGAUGAGGAUAAUGGAGCUGGAGAAGUGUGUCGAGCCGGGGAGCCUCCCUUUCACCGAGAAGGAUGUGAGUAACCUCAUACUUUCUUUCAGAAGGUUCGACCAGGAGGAGAGUAUCGACUUGCUUAGAAUGUGCAGAAUUUUGAAGGAGAAUGAUCCCAAUUUCAUGUAUGACUUCACCAAAAUGAACGAUCGCCUUGAGCAUAUUGCCUGGUCGUACGCAUCGUCGAUCCAGUCUUACGAGAUAUUUGGUGAUGCUGUUAUAUUUGAUACCAAUCAUCGGUUAACUGCUCUGGAUAUGGCACUGGGGAUUUGGAUUGGAUUGAACAAUUAUGGGAUGCCUUGCUUCUUUGGUUGUGCGCUUCUGAGGGAGGAAAGUGUGCAUUCCUUUGCAUGGGCAUUACAGGUAUUUCUGAACUUCAUGAACAGAAAAGCCCCUCAGACAAUAAUGACUGAUCAAAAUGUGUAUCUCAAAGAGGCAGUUGAAAAGGAGCUACCAAACACAAAGCAUGCCCUCUCCAUAUGGCUUAUUGCAGCUCGGUUUCCAUCUUGGUUUAAUUCAGUUCUAGGCAAACGCUAUAAUGACUGGAAGAAUGAAUUCUAUAGGCUGUACAACAUGGAAAACACGAUUGACUUCGACCUUGGGUGGAGUGACAUGGUGAACUGCUAUGGAUUACAUGGCGAUAGGCACAUUGCUACUCUGUUUGCAUCACGGAAACACUGGGCACUGCCAUAUUUGAGAGGGUAUUUUUCGGCAGGCUUGACUGCUAUCCCAGAAUUUUCAAAGUCAAUAAAUGCAUUCGUUCAGCAGUUCAUGAGUGCCCAGACACGCAUAUCCCAUUUUGUUGAGCAGGUUGCAAUAGUUGUUGACGACAAAGACCAAGCUGUAGGGCAACAAAUAAUGCAAGAAAAUCUGCAAAACAUAAGCUUCAAGACGGCAGUUCCAAUGGAAGGCCACGCUGCUGCUGUUCUCACCCCGUUUGCAUUCUCUAAGCUACAUGAUGAGCUUGUUGCGGCUGCUCAUUAUGCAUCCUUCCACUUGGAAGGGAAUGCUUUUCUUGUCCGCCACUGUACCAAGACAGAAGGCGGGUGCAGUGUCACAUGGAACCAAAGUGAGGAGCUAGUUUCUUGCAGUUGCCAACUGUUCGAGUCAUCAGGGAUCCUGUGCCGGCAUGCCCUUCAUGUGCUCACAUCUCUGAACUACCUUCAGAUUCCAGACCAUUACCUUCCUGUCCGAUGGCGCAGAACCCAGUCACGACCUCCCAAGUCCUUGAGCGGCAUUCCUGAUCAUGGUGGAGCAUCCAAGCGGGUGAAAGCAUUGCAGUCCAUGGUAUCAGCUCUGGUGAGGGAAGCAGCCAAAUCAGACGAGAGGAUGGAUAUCGCCACACAGGAGGUCUCCGUCCUCCUAUCCCGGAUAAGGCAGCAACCUGUUUUAGUGAAUAUUUCAGGUGACAGUGUUCAUCGGCAGCAGUGAGCAGCCAGCAUUAUUCGGUGGGUGUAAAUAGUAGCAAGUAGAGAUCUGUAGAUGUAGAAGUAGAAGGGCAACCAUUUUGAACCGUCCCGUCCGUUCUUUAUGUAGUGUACUGGUAACAUUUAAUCAUUUUUCUUUUCUCAUAUGCAAGAAUCCUCAUUAUACCUC
Molecule: messenger RNA, 2485 nt
Organism: Brachypodium distachyon (stiff brome)
Lineage: Eukaryota; Viridiplantae; Streptophyta; Magnoliopsida; Poales; Poaceae
Product: protein FAR1-RELATED SEQUENCE 11
Exons: 3
Coding region: 260-2320 (686 amino acids)
Biological process (GO): regulation of DNA-templated transcription
Molecular function (GO): zinc ion binding
Source: RefSeq, a predicted model, not a curated record